CGGGCAUGUGGCGGGCGGUGGCGGCGGGACGCCGGGUGUUGUGGGCCGUCUCCGCCGCGGCGGCGGGUGCCCUCCGCCCACAGCCGCCCCGCUGGGUGGCAGGGGCUCCCCGCCGUGGGUGCGCGCCGGUCCGGGGCGCGGCAGGCGGCGGCGGAGGAGGAGGAGCUGGGGUGCUGGGGGCGGUGGCGGAGCGGCCUCAGGUGGCAGAUACCGUGCUUCCCAAGUUCAACAUUGACUUUGUUGUAGCUCUGCUGAGGCAGGAGAAUGCUAAAGACAUGUGUGUCAUCCAGCUACCUCCAGAAGUCAAAUACUGUGAUUAUUUCAUAAUCGUCAGCGGAUCUUCACCACGACAUCUCCAUGCAAUGGCACAGUACAUGCUGAAAAUGUACAAGUAUUGCAAAGAAGAAAGCAGCCGUCAUACGCGGAUUGAAGGGAAAGAGACAGAUGACUGGCUGUGCAUUGAUUUUGGUAGCGUAGUGGUGCAUUUCAUGCUGCCAGAGGCACGAGAAGUUUAUGAAUUGGAGAAGCUAUGGACCCUUGGUUCCUACGAUGACCAGUUAGCACAGAUGACUCCACAGUCACUACCAGAAGACUUCGUCUUUAGACUGACUCCAGACCACAGCGAUCAUCUGGAGAAAGAACUUCAUACAGCUGUUGAGUGGAAAGAGAAAUGAGUGUGCUUGCACGGGUCUGAGAGGCACAUACAGACUUCAUUAGUGACUUAGCAGUCACUACACUUGAUCAGUACGAAACAGUGUUUAUUGGAUGUAGGUAGCUAAAGUUCUGAACAAGCUACAGAUAUGAUCACUCAUAGUAUCCUGGAGGUUGGAAAGGAAGCCUUGAUUCCAGCCAUAAAAUAUCAAAGAGGGAAUCCUAUCAUAAGGGAGCUUCCUGGGGGAGUCACUGUUGCAGUGGAAUUUGCAGUGAGAAGAGCAGGGCAAAGAGCUGCUUAAGCUCCUUACCCUGAAACUCAGGUUUAGCCUCUAGAGUAAUUGCUUUUCUUUGAAAGGCCUGCUUGUAGAAGCAAUGCAAGAAGACUUGAGGUUUGCAAGAUAAAACUAUGUGAAAUAGUACAGUUUAGAUGAGGCUUCUGGUAUUAAGCCAUUUGCUUCUGGUCAAGAUGAAGCAAGUCAUGCUCUGCUCUGGAAGAGAAGAAAGAGACUGCUGUUGCUGAGCACAUGAGCUGAGAGCAGCAGUGACAAAUGUGCCUUGAGUUAACAAAACAGUAAGUCAGUUUUUUCA
Messenger RNA from Pezoporus flaviventris, 1242 nucleotides. RefSeq names its product mitochondrial assembly of ribosomal large subunit 1 (gene MALSU1). The transcript has 4 exons. The coding region runs from base 6 to 674 and encodes 222 amino acids. Lineage: Eukaryota; Metazoa; Chordata; Aves; Psittaciformes; Psittacidae. Gene Ontology annotation, molecular function: ribosomal large subunit binding. Gene Ontology annotation, cellular component: mitochondrion. The record is from RefSeq and is a predicted model, not a curated record. Gene Ontology annotation, biological process: negative regulation of ribosome biogenesis; negative regulation of translation.